Molecule: messenger RNA, 966 nt
Organism: Cyclospora cayetanensis
Lineage: Eukaryota; Apicomplexa; Conoidasida; Eucoccidiorida; Eimeriidae
Product: electron transfer flavoprotein subunit alpha
Exons: 9
Coding region: 1-966 (321 amino acids)
Cellular component (GO): mitochondrion
Molecular function (GO): electron transfer activity; flavin adenine dinucleotide binding
Source: RefSeq, a predicted model, not a curated record
AUGGACCUGCAGCUUAGUGCUCGCAGAAAAGACUCCCGCAGACUUCACGACGCACUGCAACUGCGGCCCCUGCUGCGAAGUUUCUUCUCUGCCCUUAAAUCAGGUGGACGUCGUGCUUGUUGGGCACAUACCCUCCGCGUUGCUGACGCGCUACAGACAGCCGCAAAAUACAAGGCCAAGGUCCUCUGCGCCGUAGCAGGAACUGCAGGAAAAGACAUCCUUCCAAGGCUGGGGGCCCUGUUGGAUAUUCAGCCGAUAACGGACGUCGUGCGCAUCCAAGAUUUCAACACCUUUACCCGCCCCAUCUACGCAGGAAACGCCCUGCAGACUGUGCAAUGCCAACAACACCCGAGGGUGCGCAGGUGGAAGAAGGGCGCUGUGUUUUGCAAAGAGGCCCCAAGAAAAAUAUUCCAGAGGCCUCGCGGAAAGGCUGGCGCAAAGCCAGCGAGCGACUGCGCAACAACGCAUAGCUCUGGGGGCUCCUCGCACGCCUGUUCGGGUCGUUGUGUGUCUGCUGCACAGAAUUUCGUGGAGGAAAUCUUGCAGGACUCUACGAAGCCGCAGUUGGGAAGCGCUCAAAUCGUUGUCAGUGGCGGCAGAGGAUUCCGCUGCCGUGAGGACUUUGUGGGUUUGCUAGAGCCGCUACGGGAGAAGCUGGGUGCCGCCCUGGGCGCCACACGGGCUGCUGUGGAUCUAGGAUUCGUGUCGAACGACCUCCAAGUCGGACAAACAGGCAAAAUUGUGGCGCCCAAUUUGUACAUGGCGUUCGGUCUCAGUGGCGCUUCCCAGCACGUAGCUGGCAUGCGCGGCGCAAAAGCUAUCGUGGCCGUGAACAAGGAUCCGGAGGCCCCAAUUUUCAAGAUAUGCGACUUCUACUUGGUGGGCGAUAUUUACAAGGUGCUUCCGGAGCUAACGGAGAAAAUACGACCGCAGCAAGCCCCCAGUGGGGCCGCCACAGGCCCCUGA